Messenger RNA from Spodoptera littoralis (African cotton leafworm), 846 nucleotides. The record is from the annotation of a GenBank genome assembly. Lineage: Eukaryota; Metazoa; Arthropoda; Insecta; Lepidoptera; Noctuidae.
AUGGCUAAAGUAAUUACGGCUCUUACAAGAAGUUUAAGCCGUCCUCAUUACGUAAGAAUAAGUUUACGUUGCCUAAAAACCUCAUCAGUAAAUAUGGAUAAGGCUCUAGAAAAUUUAAAAACUAAUCCAUACUUUGAGAAAUAUGCUGCGCGUAUCGCAGAUUUACAAAAAACUUCGCCUGAAGAGUUUAUGCAAAGAGUUGAACUUCAAAAACAAUCUAAAGAAGAGGAGAAGAAAAAAAAGUUUGCAUCUGUCGAUACGAGACAAUUUUCUUCUGUACUGAAUCCUAAAGAAGAAUUGAAGGAAGUUUCUAACUCAAACGACAAAAAACUCAGUGAUAUAUUUAAAGUAGAACUUGUUAAAGAUAAAGAUGCAAAAGAGAUUCAAGGGAUUUGGGAGGAAUAUCACAAGAAUAAAGAAGUAAUAUCAGCAACCAUUCCAAAAGAUACUUACACCAGCCUGCAACAACAAAUGCAACAGUGUCCCACUUUCCUGUUCCCACUGCCAAGGUCUCAGGGUUACGAGUUCAUUAUGUGCCAGAGUCAUGGUCAUACAGUACACUUCACACCUUUACUUGCUUAUCAGGUACAUAAAGAGAAUGCACCCGAGUGCCUCACUAUAGUGCACUACACAGAGCUUGCUGACAAAGGACUUAUACUCAUGCGUGGUGAAUUUGAUAAGAAUGUGUUAGAUGGUCAAGAAGCUCAAUGUCUAGCAAAUCAGUUUCAAAUGUAUUAUAGUGGGAAAGACACUACUAAGUUACAGCUACUCAACACUUUCACCAAGAACCCAGACACAUUCAAGCAUAUGGAUUUGAUUGCACAGUUAGAAAAUAUUGGUUUAUAA